This is a messenger RNA of Wallemia ichthyophaga EXF-994, 1689 nucleotides long. Its product is annotated as G2-specific protein kinase nimA. Bases 1 to 1689 code for a protein of 562 amino acids. The record is from RefSeq and is a predicted model, not a curated record. Gene Ontology annotation, biological process: protein phosphorylation. NCBI's taxonomy places the organism in Eukaryota, Fungi, Basidiomycota, Wallemiomycetes, Wallemiales, Wallemiaceae. The transcript has 9 exons. Gene Ontology annotation, molecular function: protein kinase activity; ATP binding.
AUGACAGCGAAAUCACCAAGCGACAACUUUUUAGAAGAAUUUGAGUCAAUUGAGGUUAUCGGGCAAGGCAGUUUUGGUAAAAUAAGGAAAGUUAGGCGUAAAAAGGAUGGGAUGGUCUUCGCUAGGAAGGAAUUAGACUUUGAUAAGAUGAGCGAUAGGGAUAGGAAACAAAUCGUCGCGGAAGUCAAUAUUUUACGCGAGUUGGAUCACACAAACAUCGUCGCUUACCAUGAGAGAUACGUCGACAGGGAAGGCGGCAUGCUCUAUAUUUUGAUGGAAUUUUGCGGCGGUGGCGAUCUACAGUCUAUCAUUAAAUCCUGCAAGCGUAGUAAUACACUGUUGCCAGAAGACACCAUUUGGAGUUACAUCUCACAGCUCGCUGGCGCACUCGAUCAUUGUCAUCGUAGAGGUGGUGUUGUUGGUGGCGGGCAGAAAUUGGAGCGUAGGCCUUCUCAGCAUGAUGUGGCUGCAGCGAAUCAACAGAUUCUUCACAGAGAUCUCAAACCGGAAAAUGUCUUUUUAGAUAACUCAGGUAACCUCAAACUUGGUGACUUCGGCUUGUCAAAAGCAACACAGAUUGGGGAAUUUGCUAAAACAUACGUCGGAACGCCAUAUUACAUGUCACCCGAGCUGAUGAAAGACAUGCCAUACGACCACAAGUCUGACAUCUGGUCACUAGGUUGCGUCGUAUACGAACUAGCUUGCUUGAAUCCACCAUUCUACGAAGCUAAAACACAUGCGCAACUUCAGGACAAGAUUCUGCAAGGACGUAUACCACGACUCUCACGCUUCUACUCCCCAAUGCUCGAUGAUAUGAUUCGCAGAAUGCUGAGUCCCAACCCCCGAGACAGACCAUCGGCAUCUCAAAUCCUCGAGCAUGAUAAAAUCAAACUACAAAUGCGCACCGUUGAGCUUAACAAGAUGGCUGCAUCAAUAGCGUCGCAAAGAGUGCGACUAAGUGAGCGUCUCAGCGAACUUCAAGUGCGCGAAAAGAAAGUAUGCGAACGCGAGCAGCAGAUCUCGACAGUAGAGACCCAAAUUGACGCCUACAUAAAAACUCAAGUAGAGAAGAAUGUCAAGGCGGAAAUUGAGAGGAUAAUGCACAACAGUGGCAUAGAAGAUAGGAUAUUGACAGAUAAAAACCAAGACAGUUUUGAAGAGAUUCCCAGCAAUACGAUGAAAGAGGCCACUCCUAGUGAGACGCUCGCCGAGAUGUCCAUCUGCACACCACCUCAAGCACGUCGGAUGAGUAGCAAACACGGUCUAAACGCUCACAAUGCGACACAAGCUAAACUUCUCGCGCUCGCACAAGAGGAAGACGAGGCGGAGAACAGAGCGGAGCACGUGGUUACCUCGAAGCCACCACAGUUACACCGCGCGGAUACUGCACCUGCAGACACAGCAUCAGCAUCAGGAACAUCAGCCUCAAGCUCAAUAAGCAGUAUACCACAAUGGACCAAUUUACCACCCCCACCCGCCACUCCUAACUACGUAAACGUAAAUGAGGAUGAUCUACCAUCACCUUUUCUGCGCAAAACAGAAAACAAACAAAAAUCAAUACAGUCUAAUAAUCCGAGACAGGGUUUGUUGGCACAGGCUGCUGCUCAGCGUACAACCACUAACAAGACUGCCACAAAGCGGCCUUCUAUGGUUAGCGUCAAAUCGUCGAAACCUGUUCUAGGUCGGUAG